Molecule: messenger RNA, 1060 nt
Organism: Onthophagus taurus
Lineage: Eukaryota; Metazoa; Arthropoda; Insecta; Coleoptera; Scarabaeidae
Gene: RpL5
Product: Ribosomal protein L5
Biological process (GO): translation; ribosomal large subunit assembly
Cellular component (GO): ribosome; cytosolic large ribosomal subunit
Molecular function (GO): structural constituent of ribosome; 5S rRNA binding
Source: RefSeq, a predicted model, not a curated record
GUAGUGGUACUUCCGCACAUGCGCGUAAUUCUUCUUAUUUGGACCCGAGAGCAUCGUUUAUCGUUGCAUGGUCCGUCCGUGAUUAUUAUUUAAAAAUCAAAGAAAAUGGGAUUCGUAAAAGUAGUAAAGAAUAAACAAUACUUCAAGCGAUUCCAAGUAAAAUUCAAGAGGCGUCGUGAAGGUAAAACUGACUACUAUGCUAGAAAACGCCUAAUUGUUCAAGAUAAGAACAAAUACAACACCCCUAAGUAUCGUUUGAUUGUUAGACUUUCAAACAAGGAUAUCACCUGCCAAAUCGCGUACUCCCGCAUUGAGGGCGAUAAAAUCGUUUGCGCUGCAUAUUCCCAUGAAUUACCCAGAUAUGGAAUUAAAGUUGGUCUCACCAAUUACGCUGCAGCUUAUUGCACUGGUUUAUUACUUGCUCGCCGUUUAUUAAAACAAAUUGGUUUGGAUACUUUGUAUGAAGGUACCACCGAGGUUAAUGGAGAAGAAUUUAAUGUAGAAAAUGUUGAUGAUGGACCAGGUGCUUUUAGAUGUUAUCUGGAUGUUGGUCUGCAAAGAACAACCACUGGAGCUAGAGUUUUUGCAGCAAUGAAAGGAGCUGUUGAUGGUGGUUUGAACAUCCCUCAUUCAUUAAAACGUUUUCCUGGAUAUGACGCCGAAAGCAAAUCAUUUAAUGCAGAAGUCCAUCGUGGCCACAUCAUGGGUCAACAUGUUGCUGAUUACAUGAGAAGUCUUAGCGAAGAAGAUCCUGAGGGUUUUAAAAGACAAUUCAGCCAAUACAUCAAGUUGGGAAUAAAUGCCGAUCAGAUUGAAGGGAUUUACAAAAACGCGCAUGCAGCGAUCAGGGCAGAUCCUUCGCAUGAGAAGAAGGUUAGGGCACCACCAGCCAAGAAGAAGAGGUGGAAUAGGGCUAAGUUGACCCUUGCUGAACGCAAGAACCGUGUUGCGCAAAAGAAGGAGUCACAUUUGAAGAAACUCCAAGAGGCGGAGCCUUGAAAAAAUGUUAUAUUGUAAAGUUCUUUUUUAUUGUGGGAUUAUAAAAUGUAUGACGCAAUAA